This is a messenger RNA of Hippocampus zosterae (dwarf seahorse), 6790 nucleotides long. It is a transcript of the gene ankrd12, whose product is annotated as ankyrin repeat domain 12. Bases 233 to 5827 code for a protein of 1864 amino acids. The record is from RefSeq and is a predicted model, not a curated record. NCBI's taxonomy places the organism in Eukaryota, Metazoa, Chordata, Actinopteri, Syngnathiformes, Syngnathidae. The transcript has 13 exons. Gene Ontology annotation, cellular component: nucleoplasm. Gene Ontology annotation, molecular function: protein binding.
CUCAGGAGCUGCGAUGUUUUCAAAAGGCGGCGGUGAACGUCACACUGCCGUAGGCUACGGUUAACGUCCGAGUUUUUCCCCCUUUUAGAAGCGGGGCGGGUUGGGGUGGGAGGGGGGGACGAAUAACGGUUUCGAGUCGAGCCAGCCGCGGAUGUGUCGACGGCGGCCAACGUAAAAGGUACAUGAUGAACCCGCUGUGCCGGAGCUGUCUCAGCUAGUCGGAUGCCACACCAUGGCCAAACCUGGGAGCGACAAAGAUGGCGCCAUGGUGGAAAAGCAAGCGGGAAAGAAGUGCAAAGACAAGUUGUCCCCCUUCACCAAAACACCCAAGCUGGACCGGAGCGAGUUUCUGGGGAAGGAAGGAAAAGUCAAGUCUUCCAUGAAGCGCAAACUCUCCUUUACAAACAGUCCGACCCAGACGAUGGCGGAGGAGCGAGACACAGACACCGAUGAGUCAGACCCAGGCCAGUCCGCUGAGACCUGGGGUGAGAGAAUAGCGGCCUCCUGCCGGACAUACACAGAUAAGGAUGGUCCAGAUAAGAAGAAGGUGAAAAAGGAGGCCGGGGGCAAGAAGUCACAAGCCCCCAACCUUUUGUUUGGCUAUCCACUGUCUGAGCGCAAGCAGAUGGCUCUACUCAUGCAAAUGACUGCAAACAGUCCAGAUUCCACGCCAAGCCACCCCUCGCAGACCACACCAGUGCCCAAGAAGGUCCCCAGCAGCGCCUCGUCGCGGCAGAAGGACAAGGUUAACAAGCGGAACGAGCGUGGCGAGACCCCACUGCACAUGGCCGCCAUUAGGGGCGACGCCAAACAAGUCAAAGACCUCAUCAGCUUGGGAGCUGACGUCAAUGUCAAGGACUUUGCAGGUUGGACCCCGCUUCAUGAAGCUUGUAAUCUUGGCUACUACGAUGUGGCUAAAGUGUUAAUAGCAGCUGGUGCUGAGGUGAACACGCAGGGUCUGGAUGACGACACACCUCUCCAUGACGCGUCCAGCAGCGGACAUAAAGACAUUGUGAAGCUGCUGCUACGCCAUGGUGGAGAUGCCUUCCAGGCCAACAAGCGCGGCGAGCGGCCAGUGGACGUAGCUGACUCAGAGGAGCUGGAGCAGCUGUUGAAAGGAGAGGUAGCGCUCUCAGACCAAGAUGACAGUUCCUCAGACUCUGAGGAUCCACCAUCUGUCAACCCUUCCAGCAUGGAUGACAACAUGGACGACUCGGAUGCAGAGAAGGACUCCGAGGCUAAAGCGAAAAUGGCUUUGUGCAUGCCGGACCAGGACGAGUAUGAGUUCAAGGAUGAGGAAGAGGAGGAUGACCUGAGUAAAGCACUCAAUGACCGACACAUCCUGCGGCGAGACUUGCGGCAGAGGGAAAAAGAGGACAAGGAGCGCAACAAUGUGGCUGGGAAGCAGCGUGCUAAGCGGGAAGUUCUCUCCAAGUCCAAGAAGUCAAAGGUCCCUCGGGUACACUGCAGCUCUGAUGCGUCCAGCGACGAGCAGGAGAGCCUCCCCGACAAGCGGAGCUCGCCCACCUGUUCCCACAGUUCAGAGGGUAUCAAGGUCAAAAAGGACAGCGGCGAGCAGAAAGACAAGGGCAAAGUCAAGAGAAAGAACAAAAGCCAAAAUAAAAAUAAAGAAAACCAAGAGGAUGGGAAGGAGAACAGCAAGUCGCUCGUCCUCCAGCUGGCCACUGUGUCAGAGAGCACGGAGAAGAGCCGUGAGGAGGACUCCUUCAAGAUGUCCUUCAGCCCCAAAGACGACUCGUCUGUUCACCUCUUCCACUUGUCGGCCAUCAAGUCACCCAAACUCAACCACGGCCUGGCCGACAAGCACACGCCACUCAAGCAGGAGAAUAGCUCAUGUCCCACCGAUGCCAUCAAGUACAACCACUACUCAGACGCUGACUAUUCCACAGAGGGCUCCAGCACCAAGGCCCACAAGCACAAAGAGAAGAGCAAGCACCACCAGAGGGAUGGUGACCGCGAUGACUGCCGUGCCAGCCCAUGCAGAGACUCCACCGGCCCAGUCGGUUCCGAGGGCGCCAUGCGCAAGACAGACAUGGACAUCAAAGCGGCUAAGAAGCACAAAGUCAAACAUCGGGAGAAAGACAAACAUCGGAGAGAGUAUGAGACAGAGCGCAGCCGUCACAGGCAGAAGGACGCCAGGAGAGACGGCCACAGGAAUCUGGAGUUUGACAGAGAGUUCUGGAAGGAGAACUUCUUCAAAAGCGAUGAAACCGAUGACACGUCGCUUGUGAAAUGUGAAGCGGAGGAGCACUGCUCCCUCCAGAGGACGUCUGACGGCUCUCCUUUCAAGGAGGAGAAAAAUUCCAAGGAGAAACAUUUUAGCAGCAAAGACAAGCGGCACAGGGACGAGCGUGAUAAGGACAAGGCGGUGAAAAAAGAGCGUAGGGAGGAGAGGGUGAAAGAGCGCGACGACAGAGGCGAGUGCAGCGGGCGAAUUCCAGAUGCCGAACUGCCGCAGAGCAACAACAUCAAAGAGGAGGCGGACGAGGCGCCCAUAACUCUCGCAGCUGAUCAGGAACAUCUGGAGCCCACGCGCGAGAAAACAGACAAGCGGCUCCCAGGAAAAGAAAAGGAAAUGGAAAAAAUUGAGAAAAAGCAUCCGGACAAGGAAAAAAAGCUCAAGUCGGAGCACACAGACAGAGAACCGCAGAGUCAGUUGGAGCGCUGGAAGGAAAAAGAGCGAUCCGGAGCCACGUCCUGUCACUCGCAAGGUGAUAAAAACUACAAGGAGAGUGAUAAACCCAAGUCUCUAGCCACUGCAAAGAAGUAUGAAGACAGCCGAAAGAGUCGAGACAAACGCUCUGAGAGAGAUUAUGGCGUCAUGGAUCACAGAGAAAAGGAUCGCAUAAGUUCUGAUAAGAAGAAGCCUUUGGAGAAAUCCUCCGAUCACGGCAGAUCCGAUCGCUUCAAGGAGAAGGACUGUGACCGAAAAAGAAAAGAGAAGCUAAAAGAUGGAACUCUUUCCUCAAGUUCCAAUUUGAAAUUACUUUUGGAAGAGAAGAAGGCUUAUCUCUCCGACAGUGGCAAGUCCUCGUUCACGAAGUCUAAAGAGGAGGUGGGGAGGAUGCCAGAGAAAGAUCGGGACCGGAAGGAGAGAGACCGAGAUUCGGAAAGGCACAAAGACAAAGACCGACACAAGGAGCGCUACCAGCAGACCAAGCUCGGCAAAGUCAAGCCAAGUGAGAUGGAUGCCGAAAAGCCCAAGCCGAAAACCCCCACUGCUGGAACACGAGACGCCAGGCCCAAAGAAAAGCGCCUGGUCAAUGAUGACCUGAUGCAGACCAGUUUUGAGCGAAUGCUUAGUCUAAAGGACCAAGAGAUCGAGCAGUGGCACCGGAAGCACCUGGAGAAGAUAAAACAAAAGGAGCGGGAGAGGCUCAAACAGAGACCUUUGCCGGACCCUGGAAAACCCAGGCCAAAAGAGAGGACCAAGACGGAUGCCUGCUUGAGCAAAGAGCUCACACGCUCCAAAAGCUCUGAAGUUUCUGACACCCACGGCAGGGAGAAACCCUUGAAGGACGUCUCCAGUCUCAGGACUGUGUCCCUAGACGUAAAGAGCCUGCCCUCCAUCGGCAACAAGGUCAUGUCUGCGGUUGAGAACUGCCUGAGCAGAUCCCCGCGGCCCGAAGGGGAACACUGCAGCCUCAUGUCCAGGUCUGUGUCCCUGGUCUCAGUCGCUAGCUCAGAGGAUUCCUGUCAGACAGUGGCGAUGACCCCUAAGCAUGUGGAAUAUGACUCCGACAUGAACCCGGAGCCGGCUGACACGCAGCCCACGAUCUUGCAGUCUUCCCUCGUCAUCCAGGCCACCAGAUUGCCAUCUGUACUGGAUAAGGACUGCGUUGUUCUUCCGGUUGCGCAACGACAGACACUUCCUAGCAGACAUGAAUCUCCUUACCUCAGGGCCAUCCUGGACGAGGAUGCCAACGCGUCGACUGAAACCAGGUUGACUGACAGUCCACCAAAACCCAAUGCAGAGGUUCUGCGGACAAGGGAGACGUCAACAGAAAGAGAAGAGGUGAGCGUCGGUCAACAUUGUUCAACCACUGAUUCGGUCGCAGAGUAUAAAGAUAAUGAUGGCAGUUCCUCACCGAACAGAGAGCCUCCAAGUCUCACUCUGUGUGGUAGUCUGCCAAUAGAAGCCUCUGAUGCCACUGUCAUGAGGGACAUCCCCUGUCUAGACAGUCCAAAUUUGCAACUGGAAGCUACCAAGGCGGACUUUGACCCUCCAUCAGCAUCUCUGUCGACAGAAACGCCUGAUCUCACGGACCCUGAAAGGCUACAGCAAGAGACUCCUGUCCCUGCCGGACUGCCGGUGGACCCUCCUUCCGCCCAGCUUUUGGACCACAAGGAAAAACCGGCGAGUAUGGAUGCCACAGAACAUCAAUGUGCGGAAAAUUUCCCUGAGAGCAUCAAGGUGGAGGUGACGAAAAGUCCAAUGCCCUCCACGUGCAUUACUGAAUUUCUACCAAGCACAGAGUUUAAAUGUCUGCAUGAGAAUGUGGAUCCAAAACCUCCUGAUGUAGUCACCUGUGACACUACAACGGAGAUGUCGGACUAUGAUUCCAGCGCGAAUAAGGACCAAGACAUGUGCAAUGUCCAGCAGAAGCUUGAGAACCCUCCAAGUUCUUCACUUGAGGAGCAGCUGACUGUGGAGUUUCAGUCCGAGCCCAUGGAAGUGGACGCUUCGGACAGGAAACCUGAGUACUCGGCCGAAGACUCCUGUCUGGCUGCCAUGCAGCCGACGGGCCACAGCGACCUGAGCAGCAGCAGCAGCUGUAGCAGCACCAGCAGUAGCAGCAGCAGCAACAGCAGCACUAGUAGUAGUAGUAGCAGCAGCAAUAGCACCUCAAGCAGUUCUUCGCCCCAGUCUGGAGAACCAGAGUCAGACUGCUCUGGUGCCAAGCUCAAGCUCCGCUCAUCGGACGAGGAAGUGGACCUGCAAUUGCCUCACCCACGUAAAAGGAAGAUGCCUAAGCCAACCUCCUGCCAGGGAGGUCCGGUCCCACAACAGGACCUAGAGCGGGACAGCGAUGAACCCGUCCAGCAGCAGUCGCUCGCUGCCAUUGUGGCAUCUGUCAAGCUGGAGGAGAUCGAGCCCUACCAGACAGAACGCGCCAACCCUUAUUACGAGUUCCUGCACAUCCGGAGGAAGAUCGAGGAGAAGCGCAAAGUGCUGUGUAGUGUAGCGCCGCAGCCUCCACAGUAUUACGAUGAGUACGUCACCUUUAACGGCUCCUACCUCCUGGACGGGAACCCGCUCAGCAAGCUGUGUAUUCCCACGAUAACGCCGCCUCCUUCACUACCCGAACAACUGAAGGAGAUGUUCAAGCAGCAGGAGGUUGUUCGCAUGAAACUACGCCUGCAGCACAGUAUUGAGAGGGAGAAGCUGAUCGUGUCCAACGAACAGGAGGUCCUGCGCGUGCACUAUCGGGCGGCAAGGACACUGGCCAAUCAGACACUACCGUUUAGUGCCUGCACUGUGCUGCUGGACGCCGAAGUCUACAAUAUGCCCCAAGAUGUCCAGACCGACGACGGCAAAACGUCGGUGCGGGACCGAUUCAAUGCCAGGCAGUUCAUGUCUUGGCUGCAAGAUGUCGACGACAAGUUUGACAAGCUCAAGACGUGCCUGCUGAUGCGCCAGCAGCAUGAGGCGGCGGCACUGAAUGCCGUGCAGCGUCUGGAGUGGCAGCUCAAGCUCCAGGAGCUCGAGCCAGCCACCUACAAGUCCACCAGCAUCUUCGAGAUCUCCGAGUUCUACAUCCCACUGGUGGAGGUCAAUGACGACUUUGACCUCACGCCCAUAUGAGCCAAGCCUGCAAUGCCAUGCCCACGGCCCAAUGUGAAGCACUUAAAUGGGCACCGUGCUCGACUGGCGCGGCGUGGAGCACUUAGAACCCCCAUCCAGCCGGAUGCCGGUCCAGGAGACCCAAAGGCCUGAAUUGGCCAGCGCUUGAAGCCGCGGCGCCAAGUAGGACGCUGAACCCUCCAGCGCUAACCGUUGUCGCGUUAAGCAGGGUCACUUUCUCUCUCACUCUCUCUCUCUCCAUGUCUCUCUCUCUCUCUCUCUCUCUCUCUCUCUCUCUCUCUCUCUCUCUCUCUCUCUCUCUCUCUCUCUCUCUCUCUCUCUCUCUCUCUCUCUCUCUCUCUCUCUCACACAUAAAACGUCAAAGUUGAGUGUGGAUAUGUUUGUGUACAGAUUGUGCUCUUUUUUUAACUUAUUUUCUACAUACAAAACUUGUGUAUUUGUACAGAGCAAAAAAAAUUGUGUAAUUAUUGUUUAAAAGAGCGCUGUACAAAAACAAACCAACAAAAAAGAAGUACUAGAUAUUUUGAUUGUAAACAUCUCCUGUUUUAAUGGACCAAAGUGUUUGUUUUCGGUGUGUCCGUGAUGUCCUCAUGUGCUUUUUCACCAUCUUUUUGUGUGCGUGUGUAUUUUCCUGUGUCACAAUUUCACACUGUGCAUGCCUUCUUUCAAGUAUCCCUGAUUCUUUUUUUUUUCCUUCUUCCCUGUGUGUACUCGCCACCUCCUCGUGUGUGUUUGUGUGCGUGCCAUCCCGUGUGUGCAUUCGAGUCCAUGGAGGAGAGCGAGGGAGUUAAAAAAAAUGAACAGAACUUUGACGUGAGAUCACAACAAAAAGCUAUUUUUUCAACAUGCCUUUUGAUGAACGAUAGUUCUAAAAAAAUGUCUAUUUUAAUAUUUACUUGUUACAAGACCUGUACAUACUUGUAAUAUAUAAUUGAAUAAAUUUUAUUUGUUGUGAAACUAAAA